Molecule: messenger RNA, 1588 nt
Organism: Tarenaya hassleriana
Lineage: Eukaryota; Viridiplantae; Streptophyta; Magnoliopsida; Brassicales; Cleomaceae
Product: 3-ketoacyl-CoA synthase 9-like
Exons: 1
Coding region: 1-1449 (482 amino acids)
Biological process (GO): fatty acid biosynthetic process
Cellular component (GO): membrane
Molecular function (GO): acyltransferase activity, transferring groups other than amino-acyl groups
Source: RefSeq, a predicted model, not a curated record
AUGAAUAACGUAAAGCUAUUUUACCAUUACCUAAUGACACACUUCUUGAAACUCUGCUCGGUGCCUUUAAUGGCGGUAUUAGCCAUGAAGGCCUCUCGGCUUAGCCCUAACGAUCUCCAAAACCUCGUCCUCCAUUUUCAGAAUAGCCCUGUCAUUGUGGCCGUAUUCUUUGCCGUUGUCGUUUUCUUGUCGACCCUCUACGCCAUGUCCCGACCACGCCCCGUUUACCUCGUUGACUUCUCAUGUUAUCUCCCUCCUCCUCAUCUCAAGGUCAGUCUCCAAAGUAUUAUGGACCAUGCCGCCAAAUAUAAGCGCAACGCGAAAGAUGAGAAGAGCCUCGAAUUUGUGCGGAAGAUUCUAGAGCGUUCGGGCCUAGGGGACGAAACCUACCUCCCCGAGCCACUGCUCUGUGUCCCACCAAGGCAGACCAUAGCCGCGGCGCGUGAGGAAACGCAGCAAGCAAUGUUCGGUGCCCUGGACAAUCUCUUCGAAAACGCAAAGAUUGAUCCUCGUGACAUCAGCAUACUCGUCGUGAACUCGAGCUUGUUUAACCCGACCCCUUCGCUAUCUUCGAUUGUUGUUAACAAGUACAAACUGAGGGGAAACAUAAAAAGUUACAAUCUUGGAGGGAUGGGUUGUAGUGCCGGUGUCAUCGCCAUCGAUCUUGCCAAGGACUUGUUACGUGUUCACAGGAACAGUACUUACGCUGUUGUGGUCAGCACAGAGAAUCUCUCUCUGAACAUGUACACCGGUUAUAACCGGUCGAUGUUGGUUAGCAAUGCAUUGUUCCGGUACGGGGGAGCCGCCGUUUUGCUCUCCAACAAGUCAGGAGACCGGAAGCGUUCCAAGUACAAGCUCGUACACUCUGUCCGGACGCAUACGGGAGCCGAUGACAAGUCGUUCAGAUGUGUAAACCACGAACAAGACGAGACUGGCAAGACAGGAGUUUCUUUGUCCAAAGAUCUGCCCCUUGUCGCUGGCAAAGCCCUCAAGACAAAUAUCGCCGCCCUGAGUCCACUCGUCCUUCCCACGAGCGAAAAACUUAUCUUCCUGACGAAUUUCAUCGCCAAGAAAUGGUUCAGAGCCAAGAUCAAGAACUACGUCCCGGAUUUCAAGCUCGCGUUCGAGCAUUUCUGCAUCCAUGCAGGGGGUAGAGCGCUGAUCGAUGAGCUCGAGGAGAGUCUGAAGCUUCAGCCGGCAGACGUGGAGGCGUCGAGGAUGACAUUGCACAGAUUUGGUAACACUUCCUCGAGCUCCAUUUGGUACGAGUUGGCGUACAUGGAAGCGAAAGGAAGGAUGAAGAAGGGAGAUAGGGUUUGGCAGAUUGCUCUCGGAUCAGGGUUCAAGUGUAACAGUGCGGUCUGGACGGCGUUGCGAAACGUCAAGCCUUCGAAAAACAACCCUUGGGAAGAUUGUUCGGAUAGGUAUCCGGUGAAGAUCGAUCUCUGAUCCACCGAAACCUCGCAAUGGUUUCAUGAUUUGUCGGUCCAAAUUAUUAUAUAUAUUCUACUAUAUAUAUAUAUAUGUGCGUUCUUUUUCGUGAAGAUUUGAUCAUCCCUUACAAUGUAUUCAUUUCGUGGUCCAAUUA